Sesamum indicum (sesame) is the source of this 931-nucleotide messenger RNA. RefSeq lists its product as uncharacterized. Lineage: Eukaryota; Viridiplantae; Streptophyta; Magnoliopsida; Lamiales; Pedaliaceae. Gene Ontology annotation, molecular function: calcium ion binding. The record is from RefSeq and is a predicted model, not a curated record.
UAUAUUUGGUGAAAUGUGAAAAUUGAUCUACUUAUUGGGGUCAAGGGUGCUUUAGCAAUUUGCAGAGUUGAAGACAUUAUAAACUUUAACAGGAAGGAGGCAGCAAAUCAGCAGCAAUGGAGAACCGUGCGAUUCUGAGGGAGUGGUUCGACCGAGUUGACUCCCAGAGAACCGGAAAUAUCACUGCAACUCAGCUCAAGAGUGCUCUUGCCGUCGGAAACCUUCAUUUCCCGGUAUCCGUGGUUCAGCAAAUGAUCAGGAUGUAUGAUUUCGACAGAAAUGGAACUAUGAGCUUUGAAGAAUUUGUGCAACUUAACAAGUUUCUUCUCAAGGUUCAACAGGCAUUCUCAGGCUUGGAAAGGGAACGUGGAUAUCUUGUUCCUGAUGAAGCAUAUGAGGCAUUAGUGAAAAUUGGAUUCUCUCUUGACUCCCCAGCUUUUUAUACCGUUUGUGAGAGUUUUGAUCAAACAAGGACCGGCAAACUCAGGCUUGAUGAUUUUAUAUCUCUUUGCAUAUUUGUACAGUCAGCCAGGAACCUGUUCAACUCGUUUGAUACAAGCAAGCAAGGCAGGGUGACUCUUGACUUCAACCAAUUUGUUUACUGCGCUUCAAAUUGCAGAAUAUGACGGAGCACGCUUAUGUUAUUUGAGAAGGUGAAGUUGACAUAGGGUAUAUGGGGUGAUUGUGUGUGAUUCCCCUGAGGUAGUGAUGGAUUGUAUGAUGUGAUGCAUGAGUCUGUAUUGACUUGUGGUUCAACUAUUUAUUGUAUCGUCAUGUUGGACAUGGAGUGGGAGACAGGGUUUUAGCCUAGCCUAGUGGUCUGACAACAAAGAAAGGCUUGAUCAUUGGUGUUGUGUUAGAUUAAAUGAGAUACUUAUUUGUUUAUGAAGAUUCUACAGACAGUAAACUAGUACCGAGUUAUUUAUGUGUA